Messenger RNA from Penaeus vannamei (Pacific white shrimp), 2734 nucleotides. Lineage: Eukaryota; Metazoa; Arthropoda; Malacostraca; Decapoda; Penaeidae. The record is from RefSeq and is a predicted model, not a curated record.
AUGGUGACAGAAACCUUUAAAUGGGAAACUUCGAUUGAGAAUUAUGGACUUAGUCAUUGGAAGCAACAGAAUAUAACAAUGGAAAAGAGUCUACCUGUAUUCUAUGGAAACUUUUGGGAUAAAGAAAGUAAAGAGAUUCGUGUAAACAAGCCCGAGUGUGAGUGCCUGCCCGGCUGGGCGGGGCCGGGAUGCGCCACGCCCACUCCGCCCGUGGCCCUGGGAGCCGCGUCGUACGUCAAGGUGGCGCUCUCGUUCACGCCCUCGCCCUGGUCGGUGGGCGUGCAGCUGCGGGUGAGAACGCACGGCGCCCGCGACGGCCUCCUGCUGCUCCUGGCCGCCCACCCCGCCACGCGCCCUCACGCUGCAGACAUCCAGAGCCUCGGGCAGGGUCUCAGCAGGCGCCUGAGCUGGAUUCCCGACGGAUUCCCCUCAGUCUCGCCUCGCUCUCCUCCCGGAGUUCUGAAGGCCUUCCUGUGGCUUCUGAAACGACCGACAGAUAUCACUGAUAAGAUUGUAAGAGAAGCCUCUUUACCGACACUAUCUCUGGUCCCUCUCACGCCCACAGCUGCGCGCGGGCGUGGUGUGCGCGUCUGUUCCGGCGCGGGGGUGGGCGGGGCGGCGGCGGAGGCGUGCGUGGAUGGGCGUCCUCUCGGCGACGGCGAGUGGCACACCGUCAGCGCCGAGCGCCACGCCCACAACCUGCUGGUGGGCGUGGACGACGGGGACGCCUGGAGGAGCAACGCGUCGCUGAUCACCCUGGAGGAGGCGGAAGGCGGGCCCGGCCGGAGGAGGCCGCCCGCGCUGGACGUGGACAAGCAGGAGGGCGUGGUGGUGGGCGGCCUGCCGGUCUUCGAGGAGGCGGGACUCGUCAGCGUGCGGGCGGACCUGCGGGAAGCCUGUGUGGCCGACAUCCGCGUGUGUGGCCGCCCACUGCCGGUCCCGCCCGCGUCCAACAGCAGCACGUGGGGCCAGGUGACGAUGGCUGAGGGCGUGCACGGAGACUGCGCUGCCGUCGACGCCUGCGCCAACACCACCUGCGCUGCGCCACUCACCUGCGCGACCACCUGGGGGAAGCCGACCUGUAGCUGCGGCCCGGGACAACACCUAGCAGAACGUACCUGCAUCGACAUAGACGAGUGCACGUGGGGGCCCUGCUUGCACGGGGGCACGUGCUACAACACACAGCCUGGCUUCACGUGCGAGUGCGCCCCUGCCUACACGGGUCAGCACUGUCAGUGGGCGCUCGCUGACAGACAGACUGACGUGCUCGCGGCUCCUGCGGCCAUCGUGGGGCUGACGGUCUCCUGCCUCGUCCUAGUGGUGCUGUGCCUGCUCCUCUCCCUCCGCUGCCGACGCCUCCUCACCUCCAGGCUGCUGCAGAAGAGGCGGGAGGCGGCGGCGAGGGCGGCGAAGGGCGGCGGCGGCGGCGGGGGGGCGGCGUGCAAGGCCAGGGUGAUUUCGGACAUCACGGGCGAGGCGCUGGCUGACGAAGGGGGUACGGCGAUGGGCGUGCUCAGCUGCGAGGAGGCGUCGGGGGAGGAGGGGUGGGCGGGGGGAGGGGAGGGGGAGUGGGCGGAGGAGGGGCAGCGCGGGGGGGAAGGAGGAGAGCCCCCCCAGCAAGGGGUGCGAACGGGUGAGGUUUCGGCUCCCGCACGUCACGCUGGGCGAGAGAGAAGUACAAUCGACCUCCCUUACAUCCGAGGUCAAAGCCGGAGGUCACGGCGAGGUCACCACGACCCCGGCGACCACCUCUUCGCCUCGCCUGGUCCGGACGGGGCUGAGGCACGACCCCCUGGUGCCCAACGACGACCUUCGCGCCUAUGCCUACGAGGGGGACGGGUCGUCUUCGGGCUCGCUCACCUCCACCAUCUCCCGUCUGCCUUCGCUUGGAAGACUCUGACGAGGGCGACAUCAGGCCCCUUGUCCCCGAGUUCUUCGAAGUGAUGGACCUCUUGAGAAACCUCCCGGAGGCCACCAGCACCUUAAAACAGCGUCGGAAGCCUCCCUCCCCCGUGGCUGAGACUCGACCGACAGACACCACGAUAAUAACAACAACAACAACAACAACAACAAUAGUCUCCGCCCUUCCCUCGGGCGAGACGACGAGAGGGUCCUCCGGGUCGUGUAGUUCGGGGUCUCCUGCGAGCACCGUGGUGGAGAACGAGCUCAGCACACUCUGCUGAGGCUCGUGCGUCUGGGAGGCAGGAGAUCCGAGGAACAAGAAAUAAGGAAGAACCUCGUUAUUUUAGAAGAACAUUCGUAUGAAAUAUUAAACAAACAAACAAACAAAAUGUUGAUUUGCUUCUUCUUCUAUGAUCUUUUCACAAAACUCAGAUGGGGUGAGAAGGAAUUUUGUACACACCGAAAACAGCACUUACUUGCAGGACACAUUCAAAACGCUUUUUUUAAAAGGGACACUUUGGGUUUAUGCAACAAUAUGAGGCAAUGCUCGACCAAGCCAAAUACCGUGUUGCGAUGUUGUAAUACUGUGCACAUCCCUAUAUUCUUCAAUGCAGUGUAAUAUUACCACGAGACGGUUUGUACGUAAAAGCUUGCCAGAAAAUUACAACAGAAGCUGGAGGACACGGUCAGGUGACGGCUAUUCUGGCUUCGAUUUAUUUACUGAUGCCUUUGAUAAUGACUAUCUAAAUGUGAUUCUUUUCCUCGUUGUCCAAUAUUUACGUAUGGAAAAAAAAGAUGAUUAAAUAAAACGUAAGCACAGUGCUUCAAAGUA